Alternaria ventricosa is the source of this 684-nucleotide messenger RNA. RefSeq lists its product as uncharacterized. The coding region runs from base 1 to 684 and encodes 227 amino acids. The record is from RefSeq and is a predicted model, not a curated record. The transcript is spliced from 2 exons. Lineage: Eukaryota; Fungi; Ascomycota; Dothideomycetes; Pleosporales; Pleosporaceae.
AUGGAACUCAUCCUCAUUCUUACACUACGCGGGCCAUACAGCCGCGGUGUCGAAUGGCCCAUGAUGCUCAUGGCCAUCUCCGCAUCCGUCAUCCAAGUCAUCGGCCUAAUCCCGCCUUACUUCGAGCUCGCCAAGCGCAACGGCCGCGUCAUUGGCAUUGACUUCUGGUUCCUCACCAUCGACUACCUCGGCGCCUUCUUCUCGCUCAUGGCCGUCGUCGCGCAGCAAUGGUUCGAUGCUCUCGGCGCUAGUCUAUACAUCGCCUGCAUGGUCCUCGAGACUGGUAUCUUUGCUAGCCAAGCAGUCUGGCUAUGGCGUGUCCGACAUGUGCGCAAGGAAGCUAAGAAGGCGGGCAAGACAUAUGAUGAAUACGUUGCUGAGAAUAGCGGCAAGAAGUUGCCGAGGUGUGGGAGUGAGGAGACGUUUGUUGAUGUUGAGACGGGGUGUGAGAAGAAGACAACGAUUGGAGGUGGUGAGUAUGAUGCUGGCACGGCUGAGAAGCUGGUCGAGAAACCAUCCACGACCCAAGAGGAACGCGUCGAUGCUACGGAGGCGACUGCGACGCCCGCAUCGACAUCAACGGCCACCUUAACGCCCAUAUUCACUUCGAUGACAACAGCACCAUCACCCGACGCCGUCCAGGCUCCCCCACCUGCCGUCCUGAAGAACGACACGUCCGGUUGA